This is a messenger RNA of Eucalyptus grandis, 905 nucleotides long. RefSeq names its product abscisic stress-ripening protein 3. The transcript is spliced from 2 exons. The record is from RefSeq and is a predicted model, not a curated record. Lineage: Eukaryota; Viridiplantae; Streptophyta; Magnoliopsida; Myrtales; Myrtaceae. The coding region runs from base 69 to 488 and encodes 139 amino acids.
AUUGCGUAAAACAAACUAGUCAUUUGGUGGUUUGAAUUGUCACAUUGGCCAGCCGCUUACACACCACCAUGGCCGAAGGGAAGCAGCAGCACCACCUCUUCCACCACAAGAAGGACGAUGAAGACGCCGCCUACUCCGAGAUGGCCACCACGUACGCUAGUGACGGCCCCCGUGGUGGCUACACCGAGGUGACCAGGGUGGGUGUGGGCCCGGGGGGUGUCGAUUACCAGAAGGAGGAGAAACACCACAAACGCCUUGAGGAACUCGGCGAACUUGGCGCCGUCGCUGCCGGUGCUUACGCCGUGCACGAGAAGCACAGGUCGGAGAAAGACCCCGAGCACGCCCGCAAGCACAGGGUGGAGGAGGAAAUAGCAGCGGUGGCAGGGAUCGGAGCGGGGGGCUAUGCUUUCCACGAGCAUCAUGAGAAGAAGGAGGAUAAGAGGGAAGAUGAGGAGGCUCAUGGAAAGAAGCAUCACCACCACUUUUGAUUUACGAUAUAUAUAUUGGUAGGAGGCGUCCUACUUAAAUAAUGAGUUUUGCUAGCAUAAUAAUUUUUAGGUUAUUAACAACUUAUUCUAAGUUGGAAAUUUUUGAAUAAGUGAACUCAUUAUAAUUUAUAAUUAUUUAUUAUUUGAUUUUUUUGGUUCAGAACAUAAUUUUGUUACUGUCACCCAAUAAUUUUGUGCAUGCACUUUGUUGUUAUGUGGUCUCUGGCUCUCAUGAUUAGUCAGCUAUGAAAAUGAAAUGCAUGGAGUUUUGCUUCUCAGGUAUGUCAUCUCUCUCCCCCACUCCUGUUUUACCAUUUCAGAGCCGACCGUGACAAGUGAUUGCAAAUCCUUGUGGCCAAAAGCAAGGGAAACACAAAUAGAUAUGCCAUCCAUGUCAGAACUUUAUGCGAAUUACUU